CUUGGUGAAGCCAGGUCCUGAAGGACAUGUCGGCAACCAAAGCCAACGAGCAGCUGCCGUUGCUGGCGAAGUACUCGACGAGCGGCCUCGCCAAAGAUGAAUUGACCCAUGUCAUCGCCAUCUCCCUCCCGUUGGUUUCCUCGGCUAUCCUCGAGUAUGUGUUGAACAGCAUCAACGGUAUGUACACCGGUCACUUAAGCACUGAGCCAAGCGAAGUUCAACUUCUUCUUGCGGCGAACGGCUUAUCGUACUUGUUCUACGCGCUGUUUCUGUACAGCCUGGCGAUUGGCGUUGGCACGGCCCUCGAUGCCAUGUGUGCUCAAGCACACGGACGGGGCGCCAAGGCCGAGAUUAUUGUGCUGCUUCAAACGGCCGUCCUGUGCAGCGCUGUCUUAAUGAUCCCUAUCUUCUUCACAUGCUACUUUGCCACGGACAUCCUGUUGCUACUCGGUCAAAAUCCACAGGUGGCUGAUGUCACGGGGCGACUGCUGUGGAUUAUGAUGUUUGGCCUUCCCUUUUGCUUUGGCUACGAGAUCUUCAAGCGUAUUUUGCAGUCCCAGAACAUCGUUCUGCCGGCCGUGUACGGCGGAGUCUUUGCCAACGUCACCAACGUGGCCGUGGCGUACGUCCUCAUGUACCGCACGUCCUUGGGAUUUGUGGGCGCUGCAUAUUCGUUCAUUGCGGUGACGGUCGUCUACUUUUCCGUGUCGUUGUACUAUGUUAUGCAAGCGACCUACUCGGAUUGGAUUCGCCAGUGGCACCUGCAUGCCGCUGUGGCGCAUUUGCCAUCGUUCUUGUUCUUAAGUGCGUUUGGCUGGUUCAUGUUUAUCUCGGAGUUUGCUUCGGUCGCACUCACGUCAAUCUUGGCCGGCCUGUUGCCCCGUGCAAACUUGGCGAUUGCUUCCAACAACAUCUUUAUGGGGUUCCGUCAAGUGUUUUUCAUGGUGUACAUGGGGCUUGGGGUCGCCAGCUCCGUGCGUGUGGGGAAUGCCCUUGGCGCGAACGACCCGACCCGAGCCAAGGUCGCGGCGGUUCAAACCGUGGGGCUGGCGUGUUCGUGGGCUGUCUUUACGUGUGUUUUGAUGUUGGCGCUGCAGCAUGUCUUCCCGCACGCGUACACGAACGACCCUGCCACGUUGGAGUUGACGGCGCAGCUGAUGGCUGUGAACGCGCCAUUUCAAAUUGGGUUUGCCAUUUGGAUGGUCAUGCAAGGCGUGUUCCGAGGCAGUGCCAGGCCCCAUGAAGGCGCAUUGUGGAAUGUGCUUGCGAUCUUGGUCGUCGGCGUACCGGCGGGGUGGUUCUUGGCUUCCAACUACGAAUGGGGCAUCCUCGGCAUCUGGGUCGGUAUUUCUGCGGGCUAUGCCAUAUGCGCCGUCUUUGGUCUCUACUGGCUGGCCACAGUCGACUGGGUGGCCAUGGCCAAGGAAGCCAGCUCGCGCUUGACGGUGGAUUCGCCCAGUCAUGAAUUGCUCGCCUAGUCGCUCAAGACAAGGGGAUCGGACGGCCAACAUGCGAAGGUUCCGAUCCAUAACUUUGACACGUCACGCUGUGCUAACAGGAUAUGCACGACGUCGUGCCUGCAUGAUUCGACUGUUGUGGUCCGUGA
Aphanomyces invadans is the source of this 1606-nucleotide messenger RNA. RefSeq lists its product as hypothetical. Gene Ontology annotation, biological process: transmembrane transport. NCBI's taxonomy places the organism in Eukaryota, Oomycota, Saprolegniomycetes, Saprolegniales, Verrucalvaceae. Gene Ontology annotation, molecular function: antiporter activity; xenobiotic transmembrane transporter activity. The coding region runs from base 27 to 1478 and encodes 483 amino acids. The transcript has 7 exons. The record is from RefSeq and is a predicted model, not a curated record. Gene Ontology annotation, cellular component: membrane.